AUGUCUGUUGAGGAGAGCUUGAAACCCCUUUUCAGUGCUAUCACUGAACUGAAGCCUAGCUUCAUUGAUCGUUUGUCUCAAGCUGUGAGCAUUCCUUCCGUUUCGAGUGACGAAAGUCUGAGACCAAAGGUGUUUGAGAUGGCUGAGUUUUUGAAGUCCCAGCUUAUUACAUUGGGUGCAGAAGACAUCCAAAUGAGAGACCUUGGAAUUCAACCCCCUCCUGUCGUUGAUCCCAAGCUGCAACUGCCACCAAUUGUUCUCGCAAGAUUCGGUCAGGACCCAGCAAAGAAAACCAUUUUGGUUUAUGGUCACUACGAUGUUCAACCCGCCUCUAUCGAGGAUGGUUGGGCGACUGAGCCUUUCACCCUUGUGCAGAAGGACGACAAGCUUAUUGGCAGAGGCUCCACUGAUGACAAGGGGCCUGUGAUUGGCUGGUUGAACUCCAUCGAGGCCCACAGAAAGGUUGGUCUCGAGCUUCCAGUUAAUUUGGUUUGCUGUUUCGAGGGUAUGGAGGAGAGUGGUUCCCUGGGACUGGAAGAAUUGGUUGCCCAGGAGUCUGACAAGUACUUCAAAGGUGUUGACGCUGUUUGCAUUUCCGACAACUACUGGUUGGGAACCAAAAAGCCUGUUCUGACCUAUGGACUCAGAGGAUGCAACUACUACCAGAUCACUGUGUCCGGAGCUAAUGCUGACUUGCACUCUGGUGUUUUUGGUGGAAUCAUCCACGAACCAAUGACAGACCUCUUUAAGGUGAUGAGCCAACUGGUGGAUGUCAAAGGAAACAUUUUGAUUCCUGGAGUGAACGAGAUGGUUGCGCCAGUCACCGCAGCCGAAGACAAGCUGUACGAUCCAAUUGAAUUUUCUGCUGAAGAACUGAGCCAAGCUGCUGGUGCCGAUACCGGUUACUUCGAUGAUAAGAAAGAUAUCCUUCAGCACAGAUGGAGAUUUCCUUCUUUAUCUCUUCAUGGUAUUGAGGGUGCAUUCAGCGGUGCUGGUGCCAAGACCGUCAUUCCAGCCAAGGUUGUUGGUAAGUUCUCCAUCAGAACCGUUCCAGACAUGGACAGCGACAAACUUGACCAAUUUGUGUUUGACUUCGUCAAGGCCAAGUUUGCUGAGCUAGGCACGAAGAACAAAUUGAACGUAGAGUUGAUUCACGGCGGUGCCUACUGGGUUAGCGAUCCUUUCAACGACAACUUCACUGCUGCGGCCAACGCCACCAAGCUGGUGUGGGGAGUCGAUCCCGACCUCACCAGAGAGGGUGGAUCUAUUCCAAUCACGUUGACAUUUGAGCAGGAGCUUAAGACUGGUGUCGUUCUCUUGCCUAUGGGUAGAGGUGACGAUGGAGCCCAUUCCAUCAACGAGAAGCUGGAUGUGCCCAACUACAUUGAGGGAGUAAAGACGCUGAGUGCGUAUUUGCAUUACUAUGCGGCUGGUGCCAAAUAA
Messenger RNA from Kuraishia capsulata CBS 1993, 1443 nucleotides. RefSeq lists its product as uncharacterized. The record is from RefSeq and is a predicted model, not a curated record. Gene Ontology annotation, molecular function: metallodipeptidase activity. Gene Ontology annotation, biological process: proteolysis. Bases 1 to 1443 code for a protein of 480 amino acids. The transcript has a single exon. NCBI's taxonomy places the organism in Eukaryota, Fungi, Ascomycota, Pichiomycetes, Pichiales, Pichiaceae.